GGAUCCCUCGAUCAAACUUCAGCUGCCCGCGGGGCCGACCUGGUUUCCCUCCAUCUGCUUCUCCAAAAAAUGGGCGACGUUCCCAGCGCGCGCCAGGAGGAGGGCUCCAACUGCACGUCAAUCCUUCGGGGUCCCCGCCUGGUUCUCGAGUGGGACGGGGAGGCUCAACUUUUUUCCCGUCUUCCUCUUGCUACGUGGUGUCCGGUUGUGCUCGAAGCCAGGAGCGAUGUGGAGGCGCCGACUGCUCCUGGGCGCUCUCUGCCUCCUCUGGGCCGGGGCGGGGGCUCAGUACGAGCGCUACAGCUUCAGGAGUUUCCCGCGCGACGAGCUGAUGCCCUUGGAGUCCGCCUACCGCUACGGCCUGGACCAGUACAGCAACGAGAAUUGGCCCGAGAGCGUGAGCUACCUGGAGAUGAGCCUGCGGCUCUACCGCCUCCUGCGGGACAGCGAGGCUUUCUGUCACCUCAACUGCAGCUCCGUCCGCACGGAGGAAGAGAAGGAGGCCGGCGCGGACCCCCGGGGGCUUCUCCCGCCCGACCGCUUCGACGGCUUCCCCGAGCUGCGCUACUUCAGUGACACGCUGCGCAGAGCGCAGUGCCUGAAACGCUGCAAGCAAGGGCUGCCGGCCUUCCGCCAGUCUCAGCCCAGCCGGGAAGUGCUGGAGGAGUUCCAGCGCCGCGAGCCCUACAAGUUCCUGCAGUUCGCCUACUUCAAGGCAAACAAUUUUCCAAAAGCUAUUGCAGCCGCACAUACAUUUCUUCUGAAACAUCCGGAUGAUGAGAUGAUGAAAAGGAAUAUGGCAUACUACAAAAGCAUGCCUGAUGCUGAAGACUAUAUUAAAGAUUUGGAAAUAAAAUUAUAUGAGACUCUCUUUGUCAGGGCAGUAAGGGCCUACAAUGGAGAAAACUGGAGGACCUCAAUUUCAGACAUGGAACUGGCACUUCCUGAUUUCUACAAAGCCUAUGACGAGUGUACAGCCGCCUGUGAAGGCUCCCGGGAGAUCACAGAUUUUAAGGAGUUUUAUCUGUCUAUCGCAGAUCACUAUACCGAAGUUCUUCAGUGCAAACUGAGAUGUGAUAUUGAUCUGACACCUGUCAUAGGGGGCUACGUUGUGGAAAAAUUUGUGGCAACUAUGUAUCAUUACUUGCAAUUUGCCUAUUAUAAGUUGAAUGAUUUGAAGAAUGCAGCUCCAUGUGUUGCUAGUUACAUGCUUUUUGACCAGAAAGAUGAAGUGAUGAAACAGAAUCUUGUCUAUUACCAGUAUCAUAAAGAUAAGUGGGAACUUACAGAUGAAGAUUUCCAGCCUAGAGCUGAAGCUAUUCGGUAUUACAACAUCACAACACUUCAGAAAGAAAUGUAUGAAUUUGCUAAAGAGUAUGUGAUGGAUGAUGAUGAAGGUGAAGUAAUAGAAUACCUUGAUGAACUCCUGGAAGUGGAAGAUGGAACACAGUGACUUUUAACAACUAAAGAACUUUAAGAAGUGAAUAUUCACCAUUGCUCCUAAGUAUCUCCAUGCAACAUCUUUAGCUCAGGUUUAGAAAUACCUCAGGUCUGUAUUAAGCUUCAUCAGAUGUCACCUGACUCACCCUUAAAGUUUUCUACCAUGCCAUGUACUUGGAUCUUCUUUUUCUUUAUUUCCUUUUUUGUAAAAUGUGGAACCUUUGGGGCAUUUUUCUCUAGUCAUUCUGCUCAGCAAAGCCAUCAUGAUUCAGAUGAAGUACAACUGGGAUUUUGACAGAAUGGGAGACACAGAUCUUUGUAAUUUGUUCUGAAUGAGAACAGUUUUCAAAUGAAGAAUAGGAUAUAAAUCCUUCAAAUAAAUAAAAUAAGACAGAGCUCUACAAU
Molecule: messenger RNA, 1845 nt
Organism: Candoia aspera
Lineage: Eukaryota; Metazoa; Chordata; Lepidosauria; Squamata; Candoiidae
Gene: CRTAP
Product: cartilage associated protein
Exons: 7
Coding region: 227-1453 (408 amino acids)
Biological process (GO): peptidyl-proline hydroxylation to 3-hydroxy-L-proline; collagen fibril organization
Cellular component (GO): endoplasmic reticulum
Molecular function (GO): collagen binding; protein binding
Source: RefSeq, a predicted model, not a curated record